Messenger RNA from Punica granatum (pomegranate), 952 nucleotides. Lineage: Eukaryota; Viridiplantae; Streptophyta; Magnoliopsida; Myrtales; Lythraceae. The record is from RefSeq and is a predicted model, not a curated record.
UCCAUCGCCUGUUUCUCGUCUCCUUCGCCAUAACCGCAGCUCCGAGAGAGAGUGAGAGAGAGGGGAGAGAGAGAGAUGGUGUCGCUGAAGCUUCAGAAGCGGCUUGCUGCUAGCGUGCUCAAGUGCGGGAGGGGAAAGGUCUGGCUCGACCCCAAUGAAGUCAAUGAAAUCUCCAUGGCGAACUCCCGCCAAAACAUCAGGAAGCUUGUCAAGGAUGGUUUUGUCAUCAGGAAGCCAACUAAGAUCCACUCCCGAUCUCGUGCUCGCCGCAUGAAGGAGGCCAAGAGGAAGGGACGCCAUUCUGGAUAUGGUAAGAGGAAGGGUACUAGGGAGGCAAGGCUGCCCACAAAGAUCCUGUGGAUGCGGAGGAUGCGUGUCCUGAGGCGCCUGCUCCGUAAGUACAGGGAGUCAAAGAAGAUUGACAAGCACAUGUAUCACGACAUGUAUAUGAAGGUGAAGGGUAAUGUCUUCAAGAACAAGCGUGUCUUGAUGGAGAGUAUCCACAAGUCUAAGGCCGAGAAAGCAAGAGAGAAGACGUUGUCCGACCAGUUCGAGGCCAAGAGGGCCAAGAACAAGGCCAGCCGAGAGAGAAAGUUUGCCAGAAGGGAGGAACGUUUGGCCCAGGGGCCUGUGGAGAAGGUAGCUGCUCCACCUGCUGCUACACCUGCUGCGGAGGCACCAAAGAAGGCGAAGAAAUGAGGUUCGUGCUGAAGAGAAAUGCUAGAUACAUGAAAUUAGGGAGUCGGGCUGCCUUUAGUUCCUUUGGUAAAGUAAUUUUGUUAAGUGACUCUGUUUUUGUUGUCAGUGGAAGUUAUUGCUCUAUAUGGCGAAGGAAUAUGUGGGACCUCUGUUUAAAUUCUAUCUCGUUUGGUUCAUCAGAGUUUUGCUUUACUGCGAUUUCAGUUCCCUCGGCUAUUGCGUGUUUUCUAUGCAAAGAUCGGUAUUUUCACUC